Pelobates cultripes (western spadefoot toad) is the source of this 789-nucleotide messenger RNA. Lineage: Eukaryota; Metazoa; Chordata; Amphibia; Anura; Pelobatidae. The record is from the annotation of a GenBank genome assembly.
AUGCUGGAGACUAUACUGGGGGCCCUCCAGAGAACCAUACAGGCGGAUGUGGCCCUACUCCACACGGACAUCACAGGCCUGAUAGGCCUGUGGGAGCAAAUUAUAGCUCAGCUUCAGCUGGACGUCCAAACAUUCAUCAAACGGCAGGCAGCCUACGAUCUUCGGUUCAUCUCUAUAGAAGACUCGAGACGCCGCAAUAAUCUGAAGAUACGGGGAAUCCCAGAAAGCAUACCCACGGCAGAACUCCCACAUCUCGUACGGAGACUUAUGGCUCAACUCCUGGAGCCCGAGCAAUCCAGAAAUAUAGCCCUGGACGGGUUCUUCCGGGUUCUGAAACCCACCAGAGCACCAGAGUCAGCUUCCAGAGACCUGAGAGUGCGAUUUUGUAGUGGAACAGAUAAGGCACUGGUGAUAACAGCAGUAAAAGGGUCUACCUCACUAAAUUUUGAAAACAAGACCCUCUCCUUCUUCACAGACCUAACAGGCGAGACACUUCACUGGCGCAAAACGCUACAACCCCUCACAGCAUUACUUCGCAGCCACGACAUGGAAUAUCACUGGAGAUCACCAAGAGCGUUACAAGUGAAACAGGGAAACGUAGUACACUCCAUCGCGGACAUAUCAGAAGCACCCGCACUCCUCACCAAGUUGGGCCUGACAGGGGACGCCCUACAACUGCCUAGCACCAAUGCCCCAAAGUCUACAACUCAUCAGUGGAAUGCGAAUGCAACCACACCAUUCUACCCGAAGGAACAAGUGCCCACAGCAAUGACUGCGGCUGUAACCUGA